This is a messenger RNA of Paramuricea clavata, 3080 nucleotides long. The record is from the annotation of a GenBank genome assembly. Lineage: Eukaryota; Metazoa; Cnidaria; Anthozoa; Malacalcyonacea; Plexauridae.
GUGGAUGACGUCAAGAUAUUGCGUAACUCAAUGUUUUCCUUCUUGAAAAGAAUGUCAACAAAUGCUUGGUGCUCAUGACAUUGCUUUUUUUUACAGAGCAAAAAAAAUAAAAUUCGUGUCAUCCGUGUGAGAAACUAGCAAGAUAGAAGUGGGCUUCGCCUUCUCAGUCGUUUUAAACUUUCAUCCAUGGAAGAACAAGAAUACAUAGAAAGCCAAAGUCGGUGGGUAGCGGAAAGAUAAAAUAUUUCAGAAUAUUUUUAAUUUUUUCAGUCAAAUAUGCAUUCAUUGCUUCUUCCAAACUAUAGAGCAGUUAGUUCAAAGAUUUCAAGGUUUAUAUGACAUAUUUUAAAACUUUGUUUUAAUUUUGUUUUACAUUUGUUUAUACUGUAAAUGUGAUUUAAAAGAUUUGUAAUAUAACGGAACCUCUUCAUAAACGUUCAUAUACUUUAUGUGUAGUAAAUAUGGUGUUGCAUGCCGGCGUUUACUGGUAUUUGUGUGGUUUAAAUCUGAUCAACCAAUCCAGUUUAACCAGCCUUGUGCUGAUUGGCUGAGCUAGCCAAAGUUUCACACGACGAUAGAUUUAAACAAUAUUAUUUGUGACCUUUUUUUCUUUAGCUGGUAUUCUGGCUGGUUUAGAUGGUGUCCUACAUCUGAUGAAUUACUACAGGCUGCAGAAGCACGAAUUUUACAAAGUAUGUUAUAAAGUGGCGGUUCACCCCCUCCUUCCCCCCUUCCCCAAUGGUAAUUUCUAGCACAGAAACCUUAACUAGUGUCACUGGUUAUCAAAAAUGUCCAUAACUUAUGGAACAUUCCAUGGCAAUUUGGCUCUGGUGCAGGGACAUCACCCCCCUAGCAGAAACCCCUUCCGGGCAAACCUGGAUCAACCCUUACUACAAACUUUAAGCUGACCCCAUUCUUCAAUAAAAUCCUCAUAUUAACCAUGGCAUCAUUAUCUAUUUUUGCAGAAUUAAAUGUUCCAUACCGAGCAUGUUAUGUGACAACUUCACAACAGGAUAAAGUUUGGACCGUAUCAUUUAAUCCUGAAGGCACAAAAACACCAAUUCUAAUGAUACAUGGCUUCGGUGCUGGGCUUGGAAUGUGGGCGUUAAACGUGAAAGAAUUAUCAAAAGAUCGACCCAUGCACACUUUUGACAUGUUAGGUUUCGGCAGGAGUUCCCGACCAACAUUCGAUAGCGACCCCGAGAUUGUCCAAGAGACAUUUAUAAAUUCAAUCGAAGACACAAGAAAAGCACUAGGCCUUGAGAAGUUUAUUUUGAUCGGACAUAGUUUUGGUGGUUAUCUAGCUUAUGCUUAUACAAUUAAACAUCCGGAUCAAGUGAAGUCAUUAAUCCUGGCUGAUCCCUGGGGUUUCUCUGAGAAACCAGCAGAUUGGGAUAAGACAGUGUCAGUCCCGAGAUGGAUCAGGGUUGUGGCUACCAUAAUGCAACCAUUUAAUCCAUUAUCUGGCUUAAGAAUUGCUGGGCCACUAGGUAUAGUGCUAAUUGUCUCAUAUUUAUUUUUUCAAUAGUCUAUAGGUGUGAUUGAGAGACAAGAAAUUUUUGUUCCACUUAGGAUGAAGAGUCGCAAGUGAAAAUAAUUGUCUAUUUUUUUGUUCUAGGUCCAUCCGUUGUACGGAGAUUUCGUCCAGAUUUACAGAUAAAAUUUUCAAGUCUGUUUGACGAUGAUACGAUAUUGAACUAUAUCUAUCACUGUAAUGCUCAAAAACCAAGGUUUGUUUGUUUGUUUGUUUGUUUGUUUGUUUGUUUGUUUGUUUGUUUGUUUGUUAAUGCAUUCACUUUCUAAUGAUACUAUGAUAGUUAGUUGCUAUCAAAAUCUUUCACACCAAAUGAGUCUUAUUGGUAUAAUUUCCCUUCCUUAUAGUGGUGAGACUGCAUUCAAGAAAUUAGUUUUACCCUAUGGCUGGGCAAAGUUCCCAAUGAUUCACCGAAUGCAACAUAUCAAUGCCAAAGUGAAGGUCGCCAUGUUGUUUGGGUCACAUUCCUGGAUAGAUAACACAGUCACUGAAGAAAUGGAGUCAGAACGUCCAGAACAAUUCACUGUUCAUACUGUCCAUGGGGCAGGACAUCAUGUCUAUGCUGACAAGCCUGUUCGCUUCAAUAACAUAGUCAAACAAAUUUUUGAAACAUGCGACGAGGAUCGAGUCUAAUUAUAGUGCUGGACUCUGCAAGUUCACUGAUAGGGCCAGACAAAUUUGCAAGACUUCACCUGCACUCGCACACACAGGACACAUAUGGACAAACUGGAUGCAUUCAAGCAUUCAUGUAUGUACAAGUAGGAUUUCUGUACAAGUAGAACUAGACAAAUUUGCAAAUGUUCUGAAUUCAUCCAGUUUCAUGUGAACAUAGUUUAACCCCAUUAGUGUGCAAGCUAGACCAUAUAAUAUAUAAUAUACUGUGGCAAGACUCUCCUGUUGAUGAGUAAAAUCAUCUGGCAUUAGACAGAGUCAAAUAAUAACUGAAUAUAUUUGAAUAUAAAUUUGGGGAUGGAAAUCUGUCUCAAAUUUUAUGUAGUUUUUAUAUCAGUAGUUUUAUAUUUAUAUCUUGAUAAUUCCAGUUCCAGUCUUUUACCAUUCUUGGCAAUGAUUUUUCUGUCUCAUUUAUCCUGAAACAUGUAAAUAUUGUAAAUAGAAUAUUUGAAUUUUAUUUCAGUUACAACGAAUCAUAUAUUUAUAAGAUGACAAUGACUUGAUCUUCGAACUGUUGUCAACAACGUUAUGUGUGAAAUAUUAGGUCAAUUAAGUCACAGUUGCUAUUAAAUAGGCCUCCUUCAAAUAAGGUUUUCAACAAUAGUUAGCUAGUGAAUGUUAUAUAUUAUAAUCAUAUAGAUAAUUAAUCAAAUGUUGUAUAUUUUAUACUGUAAGUAGUCAAUGUAAUAAAUAAAGAAGUUGCUGUGGGCUGUCAAUUCAUCUAGGGCUUUUGUUAUAUAGUAAUUCUUUCUACUGUGUUAGAUUAACAAUUUACACAUGUCAGCGAGAUGUGCUCCCAACAUGUUGUACAAGUUAUACAAGUGAAGGCAGGGCCUCAUUCAUUUUAUCAUGUAAAAUAAGCCCCCCCCCCCCC